This is a messenger RNA of Morchella sextelata, 282 nucleotides long. RefSeq lists its product as uncharacterized. Lineage: Eukaryota; Fungi; Ascomycota; Pezizomycetes; Pezizales; Morchellaceae. Bases 1 to 282 code for a protein of 93 amino acids. The record is from RefSeq and is a predicted model, not a curated record. The transcript is spliced from 5 exons.
AUGGCUUCGAAACACUUAGCGGGGGGAAAGUGCCUUAAUUCCGCAGUAUCUUAUCGAUCAAUGGCCCAGUCUUUCAUCUUAUCGAAGUACUUGAGCCGACUGAUACAACCGAACAGCACCAACAGACCAAUGGUGUUCAUUGAAAAACAAAAGACGUUCAGUAUAUAUACAUGUAAUUGGGCAAGAGCUUCGCAAGACGAAAACGCCUGUAUAAAGGUUAAUUUGGUUCGAUCUGAGCGGUUUAGAUAUUUUUGGGGACGACCGGACCUUGGGCAUAUCUAA